Molecule: messenger RNA, 4523 nt
Organism: Hyalella azteca
Lineage: Eukaryota; Metazoa; Arthropoda; Malacostraca; Amphipoda; Hyalellidae
Gene: Ide
Product: insulin-degrading enzyme-like
Exons: 20
Coding region: 36-3167 (1043 amino acids)
Biological process (GO): peptide catabolic process
Cellular component (GO): cytosol; mitochondrion
Molecular function (GO): metalloendopeptidase activity; metal ion binding
Source: RefSeq, a predicted model, not a curated record
AUUGUGGUACCUAUAUAUUUUCAUAUGUGACAGGAAUGUUUAUAGUCAAAAUCUUGCAAUGCACCAGAAGCCCAGUGUUGAACAUUGGCCAAAUGUUACUUAAAAAAUCUGUUCUCGCAGGUGAUCCUACAAAAUUUUCAUUCCAUCUGUUUAGAAAUACAAGUGCAAAUUCUUUUUCCACUAUAAGGUCAUCAUCUGCAACUAUGGGCAAAGAUGCUGUGGCUGAACGGUGGGAGAAAGAAAUCUUGCGGUCUUGUGAGGACAAACGACUUUACCGCUUCCUGAAGCUCAAGAAUAACCUUAAAGUCUUUCUGAUAUCUGAUCCUACUACUGAUAAAUCUGCUGCCUCUUUGGAUGUGCAUGUUGGAUCAAUGAGUGACCCAUGGGAGUAUCCUGGUCUUGCACAUUUCUGUGAGCACAUGCUCUUCCUUGGCACUGAGAAGUAUCCCAGUGAGAAUGAGUACACCAAGUAUCUCUCAGAGCACAGCGGCAGCAGUAAUGCAUAUACAGCAUCAGAUCACACCAACUACUACUUUGAUGUUUCUCCUGAUGCCUUCAAGGGUGCACUAGAUAGAUUUGCUCAGUUCUUUCUCUGUCCCCUGUUCACCGAGAGCUGCGUGGAACGGGAAGUCAAGGCUGUGCAUUCAGAACAUGAGAAAAAUGUACUUAACGAUUACUGGCGCUUGGGUCAGCUUGAGAAAAGCACCUGCAGCUCUACUCAUCCUUACUCCAAGUUUGGCACCGGCAAUAUGUCCACUCUUUUUGAUGAGCCCAUUCAGAGGGGCGAUAGUGUAAGAGAUGCACUCCUUCAGUUCCAUAAUCAGUGGUAUUCUGCUAACGCCAUGGGCCUCUGCAUUCUUGGCAAAGAAUCAUUGGACGAGUUGGAAGAGCUAACCGUUGACCUCUUCAGUGAUGUUGAGAACAAAAACAUCACAAUACCGAGCUGGCCAGAGCAUCCGUUUGUUGGCCCUCCCCACACCGGCUACAUCGUUCCUGUCAAGGACAUCCGCCACCUGCACAUCACCUGGCCUCUGCCUGACCUCAGAGAGCAUUACAAAUCGGGACCUGGCCACUACCUCGGUCAUAUAAUUGGGCACGAAGGCAAAGGAUCGCUAUUGUCGUUUUUGAAGAACCAGGGUUGGGUCAACUCCCUGGUGGGGGGGCAUAAGAGCGGCGCCAGGGGCUUUUCCUUCUUCUGCGUCAACGUGGAUCUCACCGAGGAUGGCAUCAACCAUGUUGAUGACAUCACCGUCGCCGUCUUCCAAUUUCUGAACUUGCUACGUAAAUCUGGACCGCAGAAGUGGAUAUUUGAAGAACUGCAGAAGCUGAGCUCCAUCUCCUUCAGGUUCAAAGACAAGGAGCGUCCGCAGUCCUACGUCACGAGUAUUUCCGAGUCACUUUAUUACUACCCGCCAGAGGAGGUGCUGAGUGGUCCGUAUCUGCUCACAGAGUUUGACGAAGCUCUCAUCAUGUCCUUACUGGAGCAACUCACUCCUCAGAACGCCAGACUUGCUGUUGUUGGCAAGCAGUUAGCACCAAAAGCUACGAAAAGUGAGAAAUGGUACGGGACGCAGUACGAGCUGGAGGAUGUUCCUGAUGAAACACUGAAAGUGUGGCAGGGGUGCUGCCACAACCCAGCCUUCUCUCUGCCCAAGCCAAACCCUUUCAUUCCUCAGAAUCUCGAAUUAUGCCCCGAAAGUGAUGGAGUAACGGUCUUGCCUGAGAAGAUCUUGAGCACGCCAUUGAUGACGGUUUGGUUCAAGCAAGACACUGAGUACAAACUUCCUAAGAACAACAUGUAUGCCGAGUUCUUCAGCCCGAUCGCGUACCUGGACCCUCAGAACACAAACCUGCUGCACAUGUUUGCUCAGAUGUACCGUGACGCGCUCACCGAGUACGCAUACGACGCAGAGCUUACCAGCCUUGAAUAUUCUCUCAAUAACUCCAAGUAUGGACUUACGUUGAACGUGCGCGGCUAUUCUGACAAGCAGCCGGUGUUUGUGCGCAAGAUUAUGGAGAAGCUCAUGAACUUCAAAGUUGACCCGAAGAGGUUUGAGAUCCUCAAAGAAAACUACAUCCGUGGACUGUGCAACUUCAGCGCUGACCAGCCUCACCAGCACGUGGUGUACUACACCUCGCUGCUCAUGUCACAGUUUGGCUGGAGCAAGGAGGACCUUUUGCAAGCUGCUAAACAAGAUUUGACAGUGCCUGCCCUGGAGACGUUCAUGAAGUCGUUCCUGAGUGAGCUGCACGUGUCGUUGUUGGUGCACGGGUCCGUGUCGCGGGACUGGGCGCUGUCGCUUGCUGCACUCGUCACCACGCCGCUCCAGGAACGCGACCCCCCCACUCGCCAUCUUAUUGGGUCGCAGCUGCACAGACAGCGAGAGGUCAAACUUCCUAAAGGCAGCAGCUACGUAUACGAAGCUUAUAAUGACGUGCAUCUGAGCUCUGCCGUGGAGUUGGUACUGCAAGGAGACCUUCAGAGCACCAAACAAAAUGCUCUCUUCGAGCUCGUCUCUCAGAUCUUACACGAACCUGCCUAUGAUGAUCUCAGGACCAAAGAACAGCUUGGCUACAUUGUUUGGUCCGGACUGCGUCGCAGUCACGGCACUCAAGGCUUCCGUGUGAUCGUUCAGUCCCCUUUCUCUCCCGAGUAUCUCGACCAAAGGAUAGAGGCUUUCCUUGACAAGAUGAAGGAUCAUCUGACGAGUCUCACUGAUGAAGAAUUCAACCGUCAUCGCGAUGCUCUCAUCGACCGACGUCUUGAGAAGCCCAAGAAGCUGUCGGCACUCACGAUGCGCUGGUGGACGGAGAUCGUGUGUAAUCAGUACAACUUCAACAGGGAGAACGUCGAAGUCGAGUGCUUGAGGAACAUCUCCAAACAGGAGCUUGUGGAUCAUUACAUGAACUACAUCGCUGCUGGAGGGCGGGAGCGCGCCAAGCUGUCAGUGCAGGUGUUGUCCCGCGCUGAGGGAGGUGCUGGGAGCGACGCUCCCUCAUCUACCCCGCCCCAGGAUGCAGAAUUGAGACCACCGCCUGCCUUACCUCAGCCAGAAAAAGUGCAGUCAGUGAGCGAUUUCAAAGCCUAUUUGCCACUUUUCCCGCAUGUGAAGCCGUACGAAGAUGUUGAGACAACAUCUUUUGUUGAUUCCAAAGCUAAGCUUUAGACUGCCUCAGCUGUCGCCGCUCCGGAUUUUCUUCAUAAGUUGAGAAUUUUAAUUUAUGUCACCCAUGUUCCACUGGUUUACUUUGUCAAUUUACAUCAAACCGCCUAGUUUACGAGCAAAACUUUCCAUUGAUGUCAUGAUUAGUUUAGCUCAGCGAUGCUCGCGACUAUUGGAAACUUUCUGCUUAGCAUUUAAUGGAAUCCAAUUUAAAGUGCAUAUUGGCAUCCUUUAACAUCGAGGUAGUUUCUAUGUAUCCGCCCUCAAAAUGUCCCUUCCAGUUAUUCAUCGUGAAAAAAUAAUUUUGGUUUUCUUCUUAUAACGGUUUACCUAUGAGCUCUGUUGAGUGAAUCACGCCCUUCCAUUUAUAUAAUCGCUGAUUUAAUUGUUUACAUUUUGUGCGAUGGUUUAAAGAUAUUGGUAUUUCCCGUUAUUGUUGGUCAUACACGAAUUUUGCUUUGGCUUGCUGCACCCUUCAAUUUCUUUCUGCGAAAUCUCGUUAGCGAGCCAACUUUCGUAGUUAUCAUUAGGUCGAAGUGUAAGCAGUAAAUUUUUUUUACCAAGUAGCAUAUGAUUUUUAUUUAAUGUUUGGUUGCAACAUGCCGUUGGUACGAGUUUUUAUAUUAGUUAUCAGCAAGCAAGCAUGCUUGCAAAAAGUCGUACAGUUGAGAGUUUCAAACACAUUCCUGCAUGCCUCCGUUUGGCCUCUAUGACAAUUCAACAUUUGAAAUAGGUGGGGUGGUGUAUGCCUUCGAUUCUCAAGAACAAAGUUCCAAAUAUUUUUUCCUUUCGUUGUCCACAAUUACAACACUCGGAGCACGUUGCACAAGUAGGAGCAUUAUUUGUGAAGUGUGGGCUUGACCCCUCGGUAAAGUGGUCGCUACUCGCGUUGUUGUCGGUGUGAGCUUGUCAGCUUGAUUACGCCAGCAAGCUACGACCAGGUAGCUGAACUCCUUAGUGUAAAUUGUUCAUCAAUGUUCAGAAUAUUUUGCAACACAUUUUUAGACAAACACUCUGUUCCUAUAUGUAUUAUUUUUUCCACAACCCCAUCGGUACCAGUUUUAAACGAUUAUAAUUUGAUGGUUGACCUCCAUUUAACUCUGAAACGCAAUAUAAUUUUUUUACAUAUAAUUUUUGUCAUAUACUGAUAUCAAAGAUCGAAUCAAGCUUGAAUUACAUAAAUUUUAAAUGUUUGUCUUAAUAAAAAUGUUUAAAAAUUAAUUUAUAGAUAACGAUUAUUUGUUUGCUUUUGUUUCUUAGAUUUUACAGCUCAUGGGCGUGCCUCCGUCCAAUCUGGCCACGUAAUAUUCACUACGUAGGCUAGAGAGGUGCCUGUUUAAUAAAGUUUGAUGAAUUUCA